AUGUUGACGCCUUAUAACUCAUCCUCCCAGCACAUCCUCGACUCGGACGGCAUGCGUGAAGGCAUCCUCCCUUGCACUCCUGUCAGUACUCUGCGAGGUUCAAGCCCCAUCCUCAUUGGUGAGCCCGGUUUUGGAACGUCCGCCAUCGCAGAAGGUCUCGCGCAGCAUAUCUUCAACCACGACGUACCCGCUUCGCUCCUCGGCCGCCUCUACUCGCUCGACAUGGGUGCGUUCAUGGUCGGUGCGAAGUUCAUGAGCGAGUACGAAGACCGCGUCAAGGCCGUCCUCAACGAAGUCGAGAAGGCCGCCCAGGAGGGCACAACUGAGUAUAGGCAAUCCAUCGAGAAGGACCCGGCGCUCGAGCGGCAGUUCGCGCAGAUGCUCGUCAACGAGCCGUCCGUUCCUGAGACGAUCCCUCCGUGGAUUCGUGACAACGACCCUCGCCCACCACUACCUCACGUCAAGACCAAACUUCAGCCCCUCCAGGUGCAACAUGAGGCGGAGAAGGCGCGCGGCGAAGAGAUCCAGAAUGUCUGCCAGAAGAUGGACGAGCUCAAGACCAAGGUGGACGAAGCCAAGCGGUGCUACGACCUCCACUACGCCCCGCCCGACCUCCAUGCUCAUCUCCAGCAACUCAAGGUGAAGGAGGUAGACGACCUCGGCGCCACGUUCCUCAACGGCAUGGGCGACAGCCCCGCCAGACCCGAGACGCGCGAACUGACGCGCGAACUGAGCCCCUCGUAUACCCAAUGA
This is a messenger RNA of Fomitopsis serialis, 753 nucleotides long. RefSeq lists its product as uncharacterized. Gene Ontology annotation, cellular component: cytoplasm; cytosol. Bases 1 to 753 code for a protein of 250 amino acids. The record is from RefSeq and is a predicted model, not a curated record. NCBI's taxonomy places the organism in Eukaryota, Fungi, Basidiomycota, Agaricomycetes, Polyporales, Fomitopsidaceae. Gene Ontology annotation, biological process: cellular response to heat. Gene Ontology annotation, molecular function: ATP hydrolysis activity. The transcript has 3 exons.